CCCCCACCUCACAUGCACACCAGCUACUUACAAACCUCCAACAACCACUUAUUUAUUAGGCUGCUUCGCCUCAUCCCUCUUAGCCUCGAUCCAUCAAAGCAGCUUUCAGCCCUGCACUUUAGUUUGGAGGCUAGUUUUCCCAGAAGAAAAGCUGGUUUUUUGGAGCCCAAGAUUAUGGGAAAUUGCAUGGAAACAUGCAGAGAGAGGCACGAAGCAGAAGAAGAGGAGAGAAAUCAGGAGAAGCAAGGGGGGGAGGAGGAGAAAAAGGGAAGUGGGUAUGGGGUGAGGGUGAAGAUAGUGCUGACGAAGGAGGAGUUGGAGUGGAUGAUGUUUCAGUUGAAGGAUAAAGGAGGGAAGAGCUUGGAGGAUGUGUUGAGGGAGAUAGAGAGAGGGAGAUCAUCGGCGGCGACUGCUGGGAAAGUUGAAGGGUGGAAACCUUCUCUUGAGAGCAUCAUGGAGAGCCCCGAAGUCGUUGAGAUGGAGAGAUGACCUCUUUCUUCUUUUUUUUACCCUACCGUUUUGUGUCUCCUUCAUACUGUUUUUGCAUAUGGGUGAUGAAUGACCCAAAGAUCUGUAAAUUAUAUGUUUUUGGUUUAUUCGGAGAGCCCUCAUGUGCUUUGAGAAUCACGAGUUCUUUCACUUGGAUCUUUUUUGGGGUUUUUUCAUAUGGUUGAUGACCCGAUCCCGAUAUCUCGUGCUUUUCUGCCUAAUAUUUCUCCUAAUUCCUCCUCUUCUUCUCACUGGUAAUGUACCACUGUUGCUUUGCAGUUUCUAAGAAUUAGUCUUCUUAUGUAAGUGGCUUUAAUUUGCCUAAAAAUCCCUAAGGAUUUUGCAAUUUCUUUCAAA
Messenger RNA from Vitis riparia (riverbank grape), 846 nucleotides. RefSeq lists its product as uncharacterized. Bases 13 to 489 code for a protein of 158 amino acids. Lineage: Eukaryota; Viridiplantae; Streptophyta; Magnoliopsida; Vitales; Vitaceae. The record is from RefSeq and is a predicted model, not a curated record. The transcript has a single exon.